Durusdinium trenchii is the source of this 1649-nucleotide messenger RNA. Lineage: Eukaryota; Dinophyceae; Suessiales; Symbiodiniaceae. The record is from the annotation of a GenBank genome assembly.
CAGGCCCCCCCCCCCCAAGCGGGGGAGCCCAACGGUUUUGUCACCCCCAGCAGCACGCCAUGGCGGUGCCGUUGGCGCAGCGAGCUGCGCAGCUCGCGCCGAAGGAGAGAGCCAUGCUGGAAGCAGUGGGGUGGCCCAUGGAACUGCUGGAGGAUCCGUUGAAAGCUCCACGUAAUGUUGAGAACCCGCAGAAGUUUGCUGAAGCAUUGCUCUUGGAGGAUCAUUUGGAGGAGGUGGUCAUUUUGCCCGAUGGCCUGCGCAGGGUGGGCCUCUCUGCGGAGGAGGCCUUGCCUUCCUGGCUCACGAAGGCCAUGGCCGAGGGCUCUGUGCUGAAGUGCCUGCGUCGCUUGGGGCCGCAAGAGCUCUCCGAGCACAAGGCUGCCCUGGAGUUCCCAGACGAUCGGGGCGUCCAGCGAGAGGCCUUACCAAGACCGUAUCCUUUUUGCCUUUGGCAUGGUGAAGGCCUGGCGCACAGCAGCAUGCCGGAGGCCUGGCGCGACCUGCAGCAGCGGCUGAGCGCCGCCGAAGCGCUCUUGGAGCGCGGGGAGUUGGAGGAGUCGCAGCUCUAUGCGUGUGAGAUGCGACGCUUGCGGGAGCGCACGGCCAACGCGGCGGCCGAGGCGUAUGGCGUCACGGAAAGCACCAAGAGCCUGUGCUUACGCCAUGGGAGAGAUUGGUUGGCACAUUUGGCGAAGUGGACCUUAUACUGGAAUUGCUACGACGAUGGAGUCUUCAUCGGCGGGCGAGGCAGUGGAAAAGGUCUUCAUGUGGACCAGGUGCUUUGGAGCAACCUGGGAAAGCACUGGCGGGGACACAAGAUCCUCGUCACUUGGCCAGCAGGCGCCGAGAGCGCACGCCUGGUGCGGGACAUGGGCGAUGCGCAUUUCCGUGCACCGUUGGGAAAAGAGCAAUUGGAGGCAUUGAAGUGUGCCCGGUGCAUUGCCCUCCUGCGGCCUGGGGACCUGUUUCUCUGCAGCGGUGGUGUGGCCCAUGCCACCUUGAGUGUUUCAGAUGAGUUGACCUGCACCGGCUACGAGUCUUUGGUUGCCAUGCACCCUCGCUUGGUGGAGCAUGUCUUGCAGACAGGGACGGCGAGUGGCCCUUGUGCUUUGAACAAAGGUGUGAUGGAGUGUGAUGAGCUCAAAGAGCUGCGAGAGGGCAUGCUGCAGCGCUUGACGGCGCUCUUGCAGGAGAAGGCACCUAAGACCAGCGAGCUGAAGUCGGACGGCCUGGGCGAGAGUGUGGCACUGCCUGCGGUGCGGCUGAAGAAGCAUUUGGCCGAAGCUGCUAAGCAGAUGGCCUUUGAUCCCAGCUUUGCGGUACUCGCCAAGGGAGCCGGGGUUUGUCGCCUCCUGGCUGCUAGCGAUCGCAUUCUGGAGGAAUUGGAGCCCUCGCAGAAGCGACGUCGCACCGGGGGAUGAUUAUUUGUAAAAACAUUGAAAAAUGUUCAAUCAUUUUUAAGUAUUAUAUUUAUCUAUUUGUAAUUAUUUAUUGCAUUUAUCUAUAUUUUUUUUUUGUAGUUGGACAUAUAUGUAGAAAAUGGUAUUGAUAAAAUACAAUAUUUUUGGAAGAUUUGAUUUAAAGGCUUACGUUUGACAGCCGCGCGCCGGCCGACACAUGAGAGGGAGGAAGGACAUGGUGAAAAAAAG